AUGGCGGACUCACCGAGCCUCGAGGCUCGCGAGUUGAGCCUGAUAGGCAAGGUGGAAUUCAGAAUCGCCAUGGCAGAUACAGAUGAGAAACUACAGUCGUUGCUGCAGACAUAUUUAGCUCCGCUGUUGCUCAAGCUUUCUUCGGAGAGUGUCGCGGUGCGCAAUAAAGUCAUCUCGGUUUGCCAGCAUGUCAACGCCAGAGUCCAGGCUCCCUCGAUUCAAUUGCCCGUGGCAGCUUUGCUGAAGCAAUUCAAGGAGCAGAAGUCCCAGUUGGUACGGCAUUUUGAUCUGAUCUAUGCUCAGCAAGGGAUCGACCGUCUGGGCUCGGAUGCUCGAGUUGAGAUCCUGCUACCCCUACUCCAGGGCAUUUCAGAGAUUGGGACAUCGCCCACCCAGGGUGCCAUUGUGUUCAACCUGGUACUGCGUCUGUUACCGCUGCUGAAGCUGCCACCCAAGGGUGGUGAAGAUGAUCUGCGCUUGAAGCAGCGGCUCGGCCUGUCGAACGAAGAUACUCAGUUUCUGUCGUUCUGGCUGGGAAAGCUACUGCUGCUGUCUCCAGCCCCCAAAGAGUCUUCCACGUGUUCCGGCUUGUCCUCUGAGGAGUAUAUGUUUCUGAACAAAGGUGCUCCGGCAACUGAAACGUGGAAUCCAUCUGCGACGGGUGGAUUGAAUCUGACCGAAACUAAAGUUACCGCCCUUCGAUUUAUCGGAAGUGGUGCUUUCACCGAUGCUCAACGCUUUCUACCUUCGUUGAUAGCCUCUGCUGAUGCCAACUCCCGGCUUGCCGACCUAGGUGACGAGACCCUCAAACGAUUUGCUGCGGAUCUUGAAAACCCCGAUGUCGUGCAGCAGCUGUAUGAUUUGUACUUUGGCGCCGAAAUGCCUGCCGGAGCUCCCCGGGUGCGACCCCCACUCCAAGUGAAGAUCUUGGUCUUCCUAGGAAAGUCGAUCAAGGCAACGGGGAACCCUCAGAGAAUUCUGAGGCUCAUAGAGGAUGGUCUUCUCUCAGAUGCUGCGAGGUCAUCUCAAGGCCUGCAGGCAUCCAAAUUAAGAACCCAGAUUUUCACAUUCACAACAUGGGUGGUCCGGAUGGGUUCGCCCUCAGACCUCAAGCAAAUUGCGCCGAAGCUCAUAGCUGGCUUGAGGGAUUUCAUUCAAUCUCAGGGGUGGCCGAGUCCAGGAGCCAGCGGACAGAGAUUGCCCGCCACUGACCUGAGCUUGCGAGGGCUGGCCUACGAAAGCAUCGGCAUCAUGGUUCCCAAGGUCGACUUCCAACUCCGGGAUGACACCGUGGAGAACUUUGAGUUCGAUCUUGUACGAUGGCUGUUUACGUCCUUGAGUGCCGAUGACUCCAGCCCGCAAAUCUUCGUCAGCAUUGACCAGGCCCUGGGAAGCAUUCUGAACUCAUCCCUAGACAGCCAUGACCAAGAUUUCCAGAACCAACUACGACCAUUUUUAGUCAGGCAAAUGAGCAUGCAGCCGGGAGAUAUUGACCCAGAUACGGGUUCCACCGUUGUACGUGGUGUUCAGUAUGCCGCGGUUCGAUUUGCAAAUCGAUUUUUGCCCUUUAAAGAUGUGGUUGCCCGUUGGAUCGAUUUGAUGGCCAUCGCCCGGGGCCCAGAAAGACAGCAGGAGAUCGUCGAGGAAGGGAAAAAAGGACUCCACCCAUAUUGGUACCGGCUCCUCAAUCCAACUAAAGACAAGAAAUGGCUUGAUGCUUCAUCGGCUCGAGAGCGUGACGAGUCUUGGUUUGAUUUCCCGAGCUUUGAUGAGGUGACUCGUUUUCUGCUUGGUUCAGAAAAGCAAGAACAGUCAACGGUCCAGGAUGUGGCCGCAUCGCAGUUGUUGUCGGGUUCUUACAAAAAGGCAUUUGUGCCGGCAAUUUCGUUCCUUCGAAACACUCUUCUUUGGGAGGCCUUCUCGGCGUCUGGUAUCUCCGUCGAACUGGAGCAGGAUUGGGACUACAAACUCGAAGUUCUCCUUUCGACCAGUGACGAAGCCCGAUGCGCUGUAAGACAGUACAUACGAAACUCUGCCAAACAUUCUGUUCUGUCUUUCUUGUCUGGCGCACUGGAUGGUCUAGUGGAUCCAGGGCAUGAGAAUCCAAGGCAAUGCGGUGUUCAUUUCGUGGAGGUCUGCUCUCUUGCGCCCAACGACGUUGUUGGAGAGUUGAUCCCGCGAGCCAUGUCUUUAACUGGACCCAUUUUCAGCAACAACCAAGACAUACAAGCCGUAGCUGCCCGGGCCUUUGGCAUCCUGGUCUCUCAUCCUGCCUUUGCCGAGGACAAGCUGAAAGAAUUCGUGACAGAGCUGGUCGGUGUCAUCCAGUCAUGGAAUACUUCGAUUGGUGAAGCGGUGCUUCGGGUUCGCGGGGCGAUCCUAGCGCUCGCCUAUCUUUUGAGUCGACUCGCGUAUCGCAAUCUCCUUGAAAAGGUACCCGAGGUGCAGGUCAGGCAGUUCAUUGAGGCGAGUUUGGAUAUCCUCGAUGUCUCCCGGGAUACCUUGCUCCAGCGAACCGCUCAGACGGCCGUUGGACAACUCAGUCUCUCUGGAAUCCUGUCGCCCCAAAUCCUCCCAGAGGCCAGCUGGAAGAAGGCCCAGGAAAAAAUUACGCGGGACGCCAAAUCGGAGAACGAAACACCCAUUGUGUCAUUGGGGUUCUUAACUUUGACAUUUUCUCGGGCCGAUGCAAACAGCUCUCUCUUCCGUGGUCUCUUAGAAUCGCUCUACAGUCUCCAUGAAAUUCGCAGCCCAGAGGUUCAGUUCACAGUGGGCGAAGCACUGAGCGACGUCGCUGUUGGCUGGGAUUCCAGGUCUCUGAUCCAAGACUUUGACAUUGAUGCAGAAUCUCCUCGCUCUGAUGUCGCGCGUGUCGUGUUUGCAGAAAUCAGUGACAAGAUCAUUGCUGAUUGCGUUGCUCCCAAACCAUCCCUUCGGAAGGCUUCCGCCAUUUGGCUGUUGUCUCUUGUCAAGAAUUGUGGCCACAUGCCUGAAAUGCAGGAGCGGCUGCGCAAGUGUCAAGCUACCUUCACCAGCCUCCUUGGGAAUCGAGAUGAGGUGGUGCAAGAGACGGGUGCGCAUGGACUCAGUCUUGUCUACGAGAUUGGCGAUCAGGCGCUGAAGAAUGACUUGGUGCGCGAUCUUGUUGACUCCUUUACGGCAACGGGCUCCAACCUUGGAGGCGGCAAAGUGACUGGAGAUACCCAGCUCUUUGAGCCUGGGGCUCUCCCUACGGGUGAAGGGUCGUCCGUCAAUACCUAUAAAGACAUCAUGAAUCUGGCAGCCGAAGCGGGAGACCCGACAUUAGUGUAUCGCUUCAUGUCGCUGGCGUCAAACAAUGCUAUUUGGACCAACCGAGCAGCUUUUGGCCGAUUCGGAAUUAGCACGAUCUUCUCUGACGCGAGUGUUGAUGGCUACUUGGCGCAGAAUCCUAAAAUCUACCCGAAACUCUUCCGUUACCGCUUUGAUCCCAACCCGAACGUGCAACGAUCCAUGAACACCAUUUGGCAGGCCCUGGUCAAGGAUCCCACCGUCGUUGUUGAUACUCAUUUCGACGAGAUCGUGGAGGACCUGCUCAAAAGCAUGCUCGCCGGGCGAGAAUGGCGCGUUCGACAAGCGAGCUGUGCCGCCGUUGCAGACUUGAUUCAGGGUCGACGCCCGGAGAAGUACGCCCGGUAUUUGGACGAGAUCUACGGCAAGGCCUUCAAACUCUUGGACGACAUCAAAGAGUCGGUCCGAACGGCCGCACUCAAGCUCUGCCAGACCAUCACCAAUUCGGUCAUCCGCACGCUUGAGACGAGUGGUACGGAGAAGCGCGCCAGCACUCUGCUCAGGAGUGCCAUUCCGUUCCUGCUGAGUGACAAGGGACUGGACUCCAGCGUGGAAGAGGUGCAGGGCUAUGCCAUUGGAGCGCUCGUCCAAAUCAUCAAAAAGAGCCCCGGAACACUCCUCCAUCCGUUCGUUCCCAGCAUCUUGGAAAAGUUCUUGACUGCCCUCAGCUCUCUUGAGCCACAGGCUGUCAACUAUGUCCAUCUCAAUGCAGACAAAUACGGCCUCACCAGCCAGGACGUUGACAAGAUGCGUUUGUCCAGCAUCCGCACAUCACCCAUGAUGGAAGUGAUUGAGCGGUACUUGAUCGAUAACCUGGAUGAGACGAAUUUGAAGGAGCUGGCCCCAAAGCUGGAAGAUGUGCUUCGCUCGGCCGUGGGUCUUCCGUCAAAAGUGGGCUGCAGCCGCGUGCUGGUGCUUCUGAGCAUGAAAACACUACUCUUUCGCCCAUACGCGGAUCGAUUCAUUCAACUCCUUACCAAGUACGUGGUUGACCGAAACGACACCGUCAGCGCAUCCUACUGCACAUCCAUGGGUUAUCUUCUGCGGCUUGCGUCGGACGAUCGAGUUCUGAAAACUAUCGACUACGCAAAAACCUUGUACUUGACAGCCGAGGAUGCUACUCCUCGAGUUAUUUCGGCGGAGAUUCUCCACUCGUCGUCCAAGUUAUCCAACGAUCGCUUCAUGGCGUUCGCGGCGACCGCUUUGCCAUUUGUUUUUGUGUGCAAGCACGAUGCGGAUGAACACGUCAAGGAAGAAUUCGAAAAAACAUGGCAGGAUAAUGUUGGGUCCCGUGCGGUGUCCCUCUACAUUCGCGAGAUUAUUGGAUUGGUUUCUGACAACUUGGACUCUCCACGCUGGGCGAUCAAGCACACGGCGGCACGGGCCAUUGCCCAAGCGAUCCUCUCGCUUGACGCCGAGAUGGACCUCCCGACCGCGACCUUGAUUUGGCCCGUGCUAGAAAAAGCACUAUCAGGAAAGACAUGGGACGGGAAAGAGGUGGUCUUAAAGGCAUUGGUGAAAUUCGCCAGCCAAGCGCAGAAGUUGUGGCAAGAAAAGAAGGAGUUGGGUGAUUUGAUGAAAACCAUUGCUGUGCGCGAGGCAAAGCGAAAUAAUGCAUUGUACCGGCCACAUGGAUUGCGGGCACUAGGCGAGAUCUCCCAGGCCCGCCAGGACCUUAACUUCAUGUCAGAUGCGCUCAAAAUUGUGCCCCCACUGGUGGAAGAACUAGUGGCCGAGGAUGCCGACCCCAUGGAGGUGGAUUCCUGGAAUGGGGGCUCGAAUCUCGACGACACCCUUGCAGCCUGCGUCCAGUGCCUCCUGCAAUGUUUCAAUCCCGCCACCGGUUCGAAUGAAGUGCUGGGAAAAUACGUGGACCAAAUGACUGGUCCGCUCGACCAGGCCCUCCACCACGGAGGACGACCGGUCGCCAAGACUACGUAUGAAGAGCUCCACUCAUUUUUCACCCGAGUGGGUCAGUGGAUGAAGACCGGGGGAUCGGAACUGGCGGGGCCCUUGACAGCUCUCAUAGGGGUGUUCACGCGUGAGAUGGAUGGGUCUGUCGAGGCCAUCCGCCAGGCUCGCGCCGAGGCGAUCCUGGCAUACCUGACGCUGCCGGGGAGCGUAGGAAUGGGGGGACUCGGCGAAACACUGCGGACGUGGAGAGCUGGAGAACGAUCCGGGCCGGUGCAGCGGGUCCUCGACCAGGCGCUGGCCCUAACUCGAUAA
This is a messenger RNA of Penicillium alfredii, 5556 nucleotides long. Its product is annotated as ECM29 family proteasome component. Gene Ontology annotation, biological process: proteasome assembly. NCBI's taxonomy places the organism in Eukaryota, Fungi, Ascomycota, Eurotiomycetes, Eurotiales, Aspergillaceae. Gene Ontology annotation, cellular component: cytoplasm; nucleus. Bases 1 to 5556 code for a protein of 1851 amino acids. Gene Ontology annotation, molecular function: molecular adaptor activity. The transcript is spliced from 3 exons. The record is from RefSeq and is a predicted model, not a curated record.